This is a messenger RNA of Hermetia illucens (black soldier fly), 12425 nucleotides long. It is a transcript of the gene Dhc36C, whose product is annotated as dynein heavy chain 7, axonemal. Lineage: Eukaryota; Metazoa; Arthropoda; Insecta; Diptera; Stratiomyidae. Gene Ontology annotation, cellular component: dynein complex. Gene Ontology annotation, molecular function: ATP binding; dynein light intermediate chain binding; minus-end-directed microtubule motor activity. Gene Ontology annotation, biological process: microtubule-based movement. The coding region runs from base 1 to 12015 and encodes 4004 amino acids. The transcript has 31 exons. The record is from RefSeq and is a predicted model, not a curated record.
AUGAAUCCAUCCAGAGCCUCUCAGGGGGCUAUCCCCAAAACAGCACCCACUUCAGCGAAACCACCUCGUUCUGCAUCCCGAAUUGUUGCGGACCUGAUGCAAUCCAAAGCUAAUCCCCAAUACAAGGCGCGACGUAUGUGGCACGAACUAAAUAUGCCUGAAUCUACUAAAAAUAUUUUCGAUGGGAAACCGCUUACGAUUCCGGAUAAGUUGCUGAGGCAGUCUAAAGCGUUUCAACCGAUAAAACGGAAAUCGACAAAAGUGAAAAAGGUCCGAACGUACGCUGACAUGAGGAGGCAACGUGAAGAGUUCCGUGAAAAGCUAGUGGCGUUGAUAAUAGGCAACGAAGAAAAAGAAGCAACAGAUGAAUUCCCUAAUAUUGAGGAGCGUGAGCUUCUACGGUACUACUAUUACAUCAAGCAUGGAAUAGACACGAUCCAUGUUGCGCCGUUGAGUAAUAAAAUUUUAACGAGAAUAAUAAAUAUGAUACCAAAACGUCUACAAGGAUGGGAUCGAGUCAUGACAGAAAAUAUUCGCGAAAUGAAGUCUGAAUAUAUUUUUGCUGUGAAAAAAUCUAUUGUAGAUUUCGUCCUAGGCGAUUCCCUUGAAAGAAAAGUGAAGACUGAGGAGCUAACUCGGGAUCGAGUUGAAUUGCAAACUUACAAAAAUAAAUGGAGGCAUCGGUUUGAUUUAAAUCAAAAAUUUCUUCAAAGAAAUCUUUUCACUAUCAACCGCUCAUUAGCCUUGAUACUGGAUAUGUGGAACCAUACUUAUAAGGACUUAUUGUUCGUGGAUGUGAAAGUUUUAGCUGAGAAAUCAGAAGCAUAUGAUAUGACCGAAUUCACUAGUAUAGCCCAGAAACAUAUUGAAAAGGCAAAAACAACUUUAACGGACUCAUGGAGUGGAGGGAUCCAAACAAUUAUAACGAAACAUAUUAGCAAGGUUCCAACAUCAAGAAAGUCCUUAUCCAGAUUUUUCAAUUGUGUUGCUGCCUUGAUGACUCAACAACUGGAAGAGCUAACACUGCGAAGUUUAAAUGCUUACACCGAUUAUAUUUGUGAUGUUGGGAACACAAAUCCAGGAAUUAAACUAGCCGUUAUUCUCGAAGACCAAGACACACUAGUGUUCGUACCAAGUUUCGGAAAAGUCCAAUAUGAAAUCCUUAAAAUUGUCGACAGCAUGAUCCGAGCUAUAAAAUUUCUCCCUAGAAUUGAAUCCUUAAUUUACACUGAUCAACCAAAUUUAGGUGGUCAUUUUCUAAAGCCUGCUAUUCCUGAAUCUGAUGUGGAGAAUUGUCGUGCAAGGAUACAUGAAAUGUUAGAGGAACAGCGGAUCGGGCCUGAGCUACGCCUACAAGAUUUCGACAAUUACAUGAGCUUAAUGAACGGCGUUGAUGCAGAAGAAAUAGCUGAAUUUAUUAUGUCUAAUCCAACUUUUGAUGAGUACUGUGAAAAAGUAAAACAUUAUAAGGAAUUAGAGUGGGAGAUUCCGAUGGAAAUUUGGGGCGUAAUAAAAAUGGGGUUAUAUGAAUUUCACCGUGAAGGUCUAAUCAACAAUUUGAAGGAGCUUGCCCGAUUUAUGCAAAAUAGAUUGCUAUCGAAAAUGACCUUAGAUCAGCAGAAUGAUAUUUUAAAAUUGGGGAAAGAAUAUGAAAAUAUCGCGAAGAAGGCGCUUUCAGUACCACAGAAUACUGCCGAGUUAAUGGCUUCGAAAGCAUAUGUUACGAAAACUGAAGAUAAAACAGUGGUGGAGAUGGAGAAGCGUUUAAAAACUAAUCUUGACAACAUUCUAUGGCUGAUGGAUUAUACAAUUUACUCUCCUUUGGAAAUCAAAAUAAACAGCAACACAUUCCAGUGGUAUCGCAAAAUGCCUGGCGUUUUUGCUGAAAAUCGCAAGAUUUUAGCGGACAAAUCAAUUGAAUAUCAAGAGUCUCUGAAAAAACGCAUUGAACAAUUCCGCCGUGAUCUGGAAUCUUAUUGGGAUCAAGUCCAAGAAUAUGAUAACUGGGGCGAGAUUAAAAACUUGGCCAAAUACAAAAAGAAGGCCGCUGUUCUGGAUGCCCGCCUGAUCCAAGCCAUGGAGAAAAUUGACCAAAUAAAUGAAGAAGAAGCUGCAUAUGGCUGGGAGCUAUCACAAUACCCAAUAAGAAAGAAAGCUCAUGAUAAGCUUCUGCCUUACAAAAGGUUAUAUGAUGCAGGUCAAGAGUUUAUGGAAAAAUAUGAUCUCUGGAUGCAUUCACAAGUCGGGACCUUCUAUCCUGAUGAAAUCGAAAAUGACGUUGGAAAUAUAAAUCGCAUUGUAUUGAAAUUAGAGAAACAAUUUAGUGAUCGUCCCAAUACGCAGAAGCUAGCUUUAGACAUAAAUGAACAAAUUGAAGGCUUCAAAGUCCACAUGGAUAUUAUCAGUACUCUGGGUAAUCCAGGAAUGAAGGAGCGCCAUUGGGAACAAGUGUCUGAAAUAAUUGGCUUCCCCAUUCAAGUUUCACCGGAGCUUACUCUAGAGAAAAUUAUUGAGUACCAGUUGGAGGAGUAUAUUCCCAAGUUUGAAACGAUCUCAGAAAGUGCAACGAAAGAGAAUAAUUUGGAGAAGGCAAUGAUCAAGAUGGUUGCUGAAUGGGAAGAAAUGUCAUUUACUAUCAACCCGUAUAGAGAUACAGGGACAUAUAUUCUUUCCGCUAUCGAUGAUAUCCAGGUUCUUCUUGACGAUCAAAUUAUCAAAACGCAAACAAUGAAGAGCUCACCUUAUAUAAAACCGUUUGAAGCUGAUAUUCUGCAGUGGGAAGCAAAAUUAGUUUUACUUCAAGAUAUCCUUGACGAUUGGUUGCGCGUGCAAGCAACUUGGAUGUAUCUGGAGCCUAUUUUUUCAAGUCCCGAUAUUCAGCAGCAAAUGCCAGAGGAAGGAAGAAGGUUUAGUGCUGUAGACAAGAUUUGGAAAGAUAUAAUGAAGCAAGCGUUCGGCGAUUCAAAAGUUAUGUCUGUGGUGGAAAUCGAAAAAAUGUCGGAAAAGUUGAAAAAGGCCUUCAAUUUGUUGGAAGUAAUUCAAAAGGGAUUGAAUGCUUAUCUGGAGAAAAAACGAUUAUAUUUCCCAAGAUUCUUCUUCUUGUCCAAUGAUGAACUUUUGGAAAUUCUCUCAGAAACGAAAGAUCCAACUCGAGUACAACCUCAUUUGAAGAAGUGUUUCGAAGGCAUCGCUACCCUUAAUUUCACUGAGUCAUUGGAUGUGACAAUGAUGCGAUCAAGUGAACGAGAAGAAAUUGAAUUAGUCGAUGUUAUAUCUACAGCCAAAGCUCGAGGACAAGUUGAGAAGUGGCUACUUGAGCUAGAAAUUGAUAUGAAAAAAUCAGUUCACCAUAAAAUUGAGUGUGCGUUCGAUGAUUAUCCGAAAAGGCUGAGGCAUGAGUGGGUACUUGUAUGGCCUGGCCAGACAGUGCAAGCUAUAUCACUUGCUUAUUGGACGCUGGAAAUAACCAGAGGUUUUGCCAUGCCCAAUGCAAAAGAUGAACUUGCGAAAUAUUUAGAAACAUGCAAAAAUCAGAUUAACAAAAUUGUCGAUCUUGUUCGUGGGGAUCUUAAUGCUCAAAACCGAAUAACAUUGGGAGCCUUAGUAGUGUUAGAUGUGCACGCCCGAGAUGUUUUGGCUGAGCUAGUGGAAAAGAGUGUGACAGAAGAAACGGAUUUUCAAUGGUUAUGUCAACUGCGCUAUUAUUGGGAAGAACAAAAUCUUGCAACCAGGAUGAUCAAUUGUACUUUAAUGUAUGGUUACGAAUAUCUUGGAAAUACUUUCCGUCUUGUUGUAACGCCACUUACUGAUCGGUGCUAUCGGACUUUAUUCGGAGCUCUUCAUCUGCAUUUGGGUGGAGCACCGGAAGGGCCAGCAGGCACUGGUAAAACGGAGACCACAAAAGAUUUGGCGAAAGCUGUGGCGAAACAGUGUGUAGUAUUCAAUUGUUCUGAUGGUCUAGAUUAUAUUGCGUUGGGAAAGUUCUUUAAAGGAUUAGCAUCGUGCGGAGCUUGGUCAUGUUUUGAUGAAUUCAACCGAAUCGAUUUGGAAGUGUUGUCGGUUGUGGCACAACAGAUUUUAACUAUUCAACGGGGCAUAAACUCAGGCAAUCCCACAUUGGUGUUCGAAGGGACAACUCUAACUUUAGACCCAACUUGUGCUGUAUUCAUUACGAUGAAUCCAGGAUAUGCAGGACGUUCUGAAUUACCAGACAAUUUGAAAGCGUUGUUCCGUUCAGUGGCUAUGAUGGUACCAGACUAUGCACUUAUUGCUGAAAUUGAAUUAUAUUCAUAUGGAUUCCAAAAUGCAAAACCUCUCGCUAUUAAAAUUGUUGCCACAUAUCGACUAUGCUCUGAACAAUUAAGCACGCAAUCCCAUUAUGAUUACGGAAUGCGAGCGGUGAAGUCAGUUUUGAAAGCAGCUGGAGCUUUGAAAUUAAGAUACAGAAAUGAGUUAGAAGAUAUAUUGGUAUUGCGUUCUAUUACGGACGUGAAUCUGCCGAAAUUUUUGAAUCAAGAUGUUCCCUUGUUCCAAGGAAUAACUGCUGAUUUGUUCCCAGGGGUUGUACUACCGACUCCCGAUUAUGUGUUGUUUAACGAGGCUGUAGAAUUUACUUGUCGGAAUAAUAAUAAACAAUGUACCAAAUUCUUCCUUGAAAAAGUUCAACAACUAUAUGAAAUGAUAGUCGUACGUCAUGGAUUAAUGAUAGUGGGUUUACCAUUUGGAGGCAAGACCACAGCAUACCGAAUUCUCGCCGAUGCGCUUGGUUACAUAGAAGAGAAGGGUGGCGACGAACAUAAAGCAAUCUAUGCUGUAAUGAACCCCAAAGCCAUAACAAUGGGACAGCUUUACGGUCAAUUUGACCCCGUGUCGCAUGAAUGGAGUGACGGCGUUUUGGCUGUUACUUAUCGCCAAUUCGCCACGUCUACAACACUCGAAAGGAAAUGGCUUAUAUUUGAUGGUCCUGUCGAUGCAAUCUGGAUUGAAAAUAUGAACACUGUUCUGGAUGAUAACAAAAAGCUGUGCCUGAUGUCGGGAGAAAUCAUUCAACUGGCUCCGACUACGAAUUUAAUAUUCGAACCAAUGGAUUUGGAAGUGGCGUCACCUGCUACUGUGUCUCGAUGCGGUAUGAUUUAUAUGGAGCCUUCGUCCCUCGGGUGGGAGCCUCUAGUUACCUCGUGGAAGAAUACAUUACCUGAAGCUUUCCACUCGGUUAACAAACAAUUGAUUUCAAGUCUUUUUCAAAGAUUCUGUCCAUUAUUAUUAUGGCUCAUUCGGAAAGGUGGCCUGAAAGAGAUGAUGCCCACAUCGGAUACUAAUUUAGUUGUGUCCUUAAUGAAUAUCUUCGAUUGUUUCUUGGAUGACUAUUAUGACGAGAAAUAUGUUAAAGGACUAUCUGAUUUGGACGUGAGAGCUCAACUGGAAGGAGUAUUCUUUUUUUCGUGUAUUUGGGGGUUGGGAGGGCCUCUGGACAAUGAAAGUCGAGAAAUAUUUUCAGAAUUGUUCCGAGGACUACUUGAAAAGAAUUUUCCGGAAAGCUUGUAUGAAUUCUACCAUAUUCCGAAUGACUUACAUGUGGCGAAUAUGUCGAAGCCCUUCAUUUUUCCUUUGCCUAAGGGUGGGACGGUAUUUGAUUAUCGUUUCAUUAAAGAAGGAAAAGGAAAGUGGAAACCGUGGGCAGAUGAGGUUGCUUCGGCUCCACCUAUACCGAGAGAUAUGCCAGUAAAUCAAAUCAUUAUAACAACGAAUGAAACAGUACGAAUGAGUGCUCUUCUCGACUUAUUGGUUCGUCAUGGAAAAUCGCUCAUGCUGGUUGGUCCAACGGGGACAGGAAAAAGUUCUUAUGCGAUUGAAUAUCUUCUGAAAAAAGUUGAUACUGAAACUUAUAAGCCACUUUUUAUAAAUUUCUCAGCCCAAACCUCGGCAAAUCAAACACAGGAUAUUAUAAUGUCGAAACUGGAUAAACGAAGGAAAGGGGUGUUUGGUCCGCCGUUGAAGAAGAAAUGUGUAAUCUUUGUAGACGAUAUAUCAAUGCCACUGAAAGAAACUUAUGGCGCUCAACCUCCUAUUGAACUGCUACGGAUGAUGUUAGAUCACUGGAUGUGGUAUGAUCGCAAGGAAGUGGUUCCGCUAAAGUUGGUGGAUGUGCAAAUGAUGUGCGCAAUGGGUCCACCUUCCACUGGAAAUACGGUUACUCAGCGCUUCCAACGGCACUUCAAUACACUCUCGAUUGAUGAAUUUAGCGAUGACAUUUUGAAGACAAUAUUCGGAAAAAUUGUUUUAUGGCAUUUAGAUACACGUGGGUUUUCGAAAGAAUUCGAUCCGUGUAUCGACGAGAUAGUAAACGCAACUCUAGGGAUCUACAACAAGUCGCGAUUGAAUCUUCUGCCUACUCCCGCAAAAUGUCAUUACCUUUUCAAUUUGCGGGACUUCUCACGAGUUAUACAAGGAGUUUUAUUAUCUGUUCCAGAAGCUACAGAGGAUCUUAAUUCCAUGCGCCGACUAUGGACUCACGAGAUACUCCGGGUAUAUGGAGAUCGAUUAGUGGACGAUAAUGAUCGCCAAUGGCUUUUUGAAGCAAUUUGUGAAGAGAUCGAUACCAAUCUGAAUUCAAAUGCAAUUAUGUUACUGGAAAGGUUUAAAGAGCCGGGAAAUCCGUUGACUGAGGGCGAUCUACGUAAAUUAAUUUAUUGUGAUUUCACAAAUCCCAAGGCGGACACCAGGAAUUAUCUAGAAGUUCAAGAUUUAGAAGAAUUGCGAUCCGUGGUUGAAGCUUACUUAGUAGAGUUCAACAAUAUGUCGAAGAAACCUAUGAACCUAGUUCUAUUUCGAUUCGCUAUUGAACAUUUAUCAAGAAUUUGUCGAAUCAUCAAGCAACCGCGAAGUCACGCUCUAUUGGUUGGAGUAGGUGGAUCUGGAAGGCAGAGUUUAACCAGAUUAGCUUCACAUAUCUCGGAUUAUGAAUUGUUUCAAGUCGAGAUCACCAGACAGUAUGGAACCUAUGAAUGGCAUGAGGAUGUUAAGACAAUUUUAAGAAAAGUUAGCUCUUCCGAGUUACAUGGAGUUUUUCUAUUCACAGAUGUUCAGAUCAAAUCCGAAUCUUUUCUCGAGGAUAUAAGCAACCUUCUGAAUUCUGGUGAAGUGCCGAAUAUUUUCACUAACGAAGAAAAAAUCGAACUCUGUGAAAAAAUGCGACAAAUUGAUCGUCAAAGGGACAAAUCGGUCCAAACCGAUGGAAGUCCUGUUGCCUUGUUUAAUUUCUUCGUACAAGUUUGUAAGGAGCAGCUUCACAUUGUUCUUUCCAUGUCUCCAAUUGGAGAUUAUUUCAGAAUGCGCGUUCGGAAGUUCCCCUCAAUAAUUAAUUGUUGUACCAUAGACUGGUUUCAGCCGUGGCCUGAUGAUGCUUUACUGGCUGUUUCAAGCAGGUUUUUAGCUUCCGAGAAACUUACAAAUAAGGAGAGAACGGCUGCUAUCGACAUGUGCAUGGAAUUUCAUACUUCUACACAGGAUCUCUCUGAGAAAUUCUACUUAAGGUUGAGGAGACGAAAUUAUGUGACGCCAACUUCCUAUCUUGAAUUAAUUCAAACUUUCAAAAGUCUGCUAAGCGAAAAGCGAGAACAUGUGAUCCAAGCUAGAGAACGCUAUCUGACAGGAAUUAAGCAGUUGGAAAUUGCAGCACAACAAAUCGGAGUGAUGCAAGAGCAGUUAGAAUCUUUACAACCGAAGCUAAAGGUUGCAGCUGAAACAGUGGCUGAACAGGUUGCAAAGGUACAAGCAGAUAGCGAGGUGGCCGCCACCCAGAGGGAGCAAGUAAAACUUGAUGAAUUAGCGGCAAAGGAACAAGCUGCGAUGGCAGAAGAGAUUAAGAGCGAAUGCGAUGCAAAGUUAGAAGAGGCGAUGCCUGUAUUGAAUGCUGCUUUAGCCGCUCUGAACACAUUGACGCCGCAAGAUAUAACAAUUGUUCGAACAAUGAAAAGUCCGCCAAUGGGUGUGCGCAUCGUGAUGGAAGGAAUUUGCAUUCUGAAGGAUGUUAAACCUCAAAAAGUUCCAGCACCUUCCGGAGUUGGUUUCGUUGAGGAUUAUUGGGGACCAUCUCAGCGUGUACUUGGCGAUAUGAAGUUUUUAGACAGCUUAUUGAAAUAUGAUAAAGACAACAUACCUCCGAGGAUAAUUCAAAAAUUACAGGAACGAGUGUUAAAUAAUGAAAGUUUUGAUCCAGAUCGAGUUAAAACGGCUUCAACGGCUGCCGAAGGGCUUUGCCGUUGGAUUAUUGCAAUUACUAAAUAUGAUGUGGUAGCUAAAGUAGUUGCUCCGAAAAAAGCUGCGCUUGCGGAAGCUGAGGCGCAGUAUAAUACUGCUAUGGCCCUCUUAAAUGAGAAACUAGACCAGUUGGCACGGGUUGAAGCUAAUUUGGCUGAAAUACAGAAGAUUUUGGAGGAACAACAAAAGCAGUUUGAGAGUCUUCAAGCUGAAAAUGAUUUAUGUACGAAGAAACUUCAAAGAGCAGAAGAACUAAUCAGUGGAUUGGGAGGUGAAAAAAGCAGAUGGUCAGAUGCGGCAAAAAGUUUGGGCCGUGUUUACAACACUUUGACUGGUGACGUACUAGUGGCAUCUGGAGUAGUUGCCUACCUUGGUCCAUUCACCACCGAAUUCCGAAUCACACAAAUAGAAAAAUGGGUUGAAAAGUGCAACUCGUAUGGGCUUGUGUGUAAUCCACACUUCCAACUUCAAACUGUUUUAGGUGAUCCCGUCGCAAUACGAGCGUGGAAUAUUUUCGGCCUACCUAGCGAUGCAUUUUCAAUAGAAAGUGCGAUUAUUAUCAAGAACGCCAGACGCUGGCCGCUCAUGAUCGACCCACAAGCCCAGGCAAACAAAUGGAUAAAAAAUAUGGAAAAGGAGAACAGAUUAUGUGUUAUACGGCUUUCACAACCUGACUACACACGCGUAUUGGAAAAUGCUAUCCAGUUUGGUCUCCCUGUGCUAUUGGAAAAUAUCGGUGAAGAGCUGGAUCCUAUUCUUGAGGCUAUUCUUCUGAAGCAGACGUUCAAGCAUGGAGGAACGCUUUGCGUAAAACUUGGCGACUCAAUUAUAGAAUACAAUAAUGCUUUCCGAUUUUAUAUAACAACAAAACUAAGAAAUCCUCAUUACUUGCCGGAAGUUGCAGUGAAAGUAACGCUUCUGAAUUUCAUGAUCACAACACAAGGUCUGCAAGACCAGCUUUUAGCAAUUACUGUUGCACGCGAACGACCAGAUCUGGAAGCUGAGAAAAAUACUUUAAUUGUACAAGGCGCGGAAAAUAAAAGGAUGCUGCAAGAAACCGAGGACAAAAUCCUAGAAGUUCUUUCCUCGGCUGAAAAUAUCUUGGAAGAUGAAUCUGCUGUUCAAAUAUUAAGUUCCUCGAAGAAUAUAGCAAACGAAAUCAAAGAAAAGCAAGCUGUAGCAGAAGUUACUGAAAAGCAAAUCGACAUUGCGAGGUUGGCGUACAAGCCAAUUGCUGAACAUUCCACGGUUCUAUUCUUUACUAUAGCCGAACUUGCAAAUAUUGAGCCAAUGUACCAAUACAGUUUGACCUGGUUUGUGGCACUCUUCACGGCGGCAAUAGACAACACAGAAAAAGUUGACAAUGUUGAAGAAAGAUUGGCUGAUUUAAGGCAGUUCUUCACUUACAGUCUUUACGUUAAUAUUUGUAGGAGCUUAUUUGAAAAGGACAAGCUUCUCUUUUCAUUAAUUCUCACUGUGAAUCUUUUGAAAGCUGAAAAUAAACUGGACAGUGGCGAGUGGAUGUUUUUGUUGACGGGAGGCGUAGGUCUAGAUAACCCUACUCCGAAUCCGGCCAAGUGGCUCCCAACGAAAAACUGGGAUGAAAUAUGUCGGCUUACAGAGUACGCCAGCUUUAAAGGGCUGCGAGAGAAUAUUGCAAAUAAAGAGAGUAUCAGUGGAUGGAAAGAAUAUUUUGAUUCGAGUUCACCUCAGGAAGCAAAUCUACCAAAUCCAUGGGAUAAUAAGCUAACGGACUUCCAAAAAUUGUUAGUAUUGAGGGUUUUCCGAUCAGAUAAGCUAGUUCCAGCGAUUCUUCUGUUUGUUCAAGCAAACCUUGGCUCAAAAUUCGUAGAGCCACCACCAUUCGACUUGCCGUCAUCAUAUGCAGACUCGCACUGCUGCAUACCAUUAAUAUUCAUCCUUACACCAGGAACAGAUCCAACAGCUACACUGCUGAAAUUUGCGGAUGAUCAAGGAUUUGGAGCGAAUCGCUUGUUCUCCUUAUCAUUGGGACAAGGCCAGGGCCCAAUUGCUGAAAAGAUGAUCGAUGAAGGAACCAAAUUUGGCAAUUGGGUGGUUCUGCAAAAUUGUCACUUGGCAAAAAGUUUUAUGCCAACUCUGGAGCGAAUAUGCGAGAAUCUAACUGCUGAUACUACUCACCCGGAUUUCCGUUUAUGGUUAACUUCAUAUCCUUGUGAACAUUUUCCUGUUGUCGUUCUGCAGAAUGGUGUUAAAAUGACUAAUGAACCGCCGAAAGGAUUGCGUUCGAACGUUGUAAGAUCAUACUUGAGUGAUCCAAUUAAUGACCCUGAAUGGUUCGAAUCCUGUAAGCAGUCGCAAACGUUUAAACGAUUGAUCUACGCACUGUGCUUUUUCCAUGCGAUUAUUCAAGAACGACGAUAUUUCGGUCCAAUUGGAUGGAACAUUCCAUACGAAUUUAACGAAACCGAUCUUAGGAUUAGCCUGACUCAGUUGAAAAUGUUUUUGGAUGAGUACGAAGGAGUAAAUUUUGAAGCUUUACGAUAUCUAACAGGAGAAUGUAAUUACGGUGGGCGUGUGACGGACGAUUGGGACAGAAGAACUUUGAAAACUCUUUUGAAUUUCUUUUAUUGCCCCGAAUUAUUGGAUGACGUGAAGCCAUACUACUUCGAUACCGAUGGAUUGUAUUAUGCUCCAGUAGAAAAGGAAUACGAUGCUUAUAUAAACUAUACGAAAAAUUUGCCGACUAUCACACAGCCAGCUAUAUUUGGAUUCAAUCAGAAUGCCGAUAUCAUCAAAGAUCAACAAGAGACGGACACCCUUCUGGCAAGCACUUUGCUGACUCAGAUUUUAGACAGGUCAGUGAAAGUGGAUCUAGCGCUAUUAAUGCGUAGGGACACUGCUGGUGGAGGAGGGGGUGAAACAUCUCCAGAUGAAUUAGUUACAAAUGUCGCCUCUGAUAUCCUGAGUAGAUUGCCCAAGAAUUUCGACAGAGAUGCAGCACUGAAAAAAUAUCCGACGAUUUAUCAUCAAAGUAUGAAUACGGUGCUGGUACAAGAAAUGGUGCGAUUCAAUGUUCUGCUCAACACGAUACGAUCCAGUUUGCAAGUCCUCCAGAAGGCAAUUAAAGGAUUGGUGGUGAUGUCUGCGGACAUAGAGAAAGUGUUCAAAGCAGUGUUGGUUGGACGCAUUCCAGAAAUGUGGGCCGCGAAAUCAUAUCCAAGUCUUAAACCGUUGGGAAGCUAUGUGACCGAUUUUCUGCAACGUUUGGAAUUCCUUCAAAAAUGGUACGACGAAGGUCCUCCUCCCACGUUUUGGUUGUCCGGUUUUUAUUUCACUCAAGCAUUCCUUACGGGUGCACAGCAGAACUACGCAAGGAAAUAUGUUAUUCCAAUUGAUUUAUUGGCUUUCGAACAUGAGGUUUUGCCUGCAACUGAAAUGUCUCAGCCACCUGAAGAUGGAGUUUACGUUUACGGAUUGUUCUUGGAAGGGGCUCGUUGGGAUAGAGAAGAAAUGUGUUUAGCAGAAUCUUACCCCCGAGAACUCUACGACAAAGUGCCAUUGAUUUGGAUGAAACCUAUUAAGAGGGAGGACAUUGUACCGAGGCAUACUUAUGAGUGUCCCGUGUACAAAACAGCUGAACGUCGGGGGGUUUUGUCCACCACAGGUCACAGUACAAAUUUUGUGGUUGCAAUUAUGUUGAACUGUCAUCCAAAGGACAUGGCCUCACAUUGGAUUAUUCGUGGAACGGCUCUUCUAUGUCAAUUGAGCUUUUAGUGUUAUAACAUUCCCUUAUUUUUGUUGUAUUUAUUGUAUUAUUGGUUUCGUUUAAUAUCAAUAAAUUCGGACUAACAAUUGUCAUUUCCGCCGAUUCCAAUGGUUAAUGUCGUUUAAAAGUAAGGCCUUUUUUACAAAAUUGCAAUGGAAACAUCCCAUCCAAAAAAUAGAACAAAGGAAUUUUCAAAGUGGCAUGGAGGGCGUAAUAGCACAAAUCCACUCUUUUAUCGGAGCGGUUCAGGAGUUACUAUACGGCUAGCCAUAAUGGAAAAUACACCUAGUCAACCAUAUUCAACUUAAGGGGUUAUAUCUGAUUAGAAAAUUUGUUUUUUUUCCACGUUUUUCAUUGGCUUAAAAUAUGUUGAAACAUUCCUAGAUUCAUAAUCAAUAACGUUUAUGUAUAAAAACCA